Phanerochaete carnosa HHB-10118-sp is the source of this 554-nucleotide messenger RNA. RefSeq lists its product as uncharacterized. The coding region runs from base 151 to 459 and encodes 102 amino acids. The record is from RefSeq and is a predicted model, not a curated record. The transcript has a single exon. Lineage: Eukaryota; Fungi; Basidiomycota; Agaricomycetes; Polyporales; Phanerochaetaceae.
ACGUACCUCUAGAGGUGCAAAUAGGAAUGCUUAACUCUGCUGAUGGGGUCCUCCGAGCCAUAUAUAUCUUCCUCUGAUACUCUGCAGAACUUUUUUAUCCACCACUAACGUCCGUCUUCAACAUCUCGGCUCGAGUCGGGUACACGUGCCAUGAUUACAGAUACUUACCCCCCACUUUUCCAGCCCAAUUCAACUGUGUCGCCAACCGCUGCAUCCUGGCACGCAGAUCCUGCUGUACGUGGAACCUGGGGCAUCAUCUCGACGUGCCUCGCGACGCUCGUCAUAUGCGCCUGGAACGCCGUUCACAUCGACAUCCCCAUCCGGUCGCGGAGUUGGGAGUUGUCAACAAGUUGCCCUGGCUCGUCGUCGGGCUGCUUGCGCCUGACUUCCUGCUAUACGUCGCAUGCUGCCAACUGUACCGUGCAAGGCAGAUUUCUGCUGCUGAAUCCGAGUGUCUGAUGAGCUCCAAGUCACACAUCAGACGACGAACAUAUUCUCGCGAGUCUAUCCGCAGGAUCGGAUUAUGGCUAUCAAGGCUGCCGGUAAGUUCUGCU